Messenger RNA from Telopea speciosissima, 788 nucleotides. Its product is annotated as glutaredoxin-C1-like. Lineage: Eukaryota; Viridiplantae; Streptophyta; Magnoliopsida; Proteales; Proteaceae. The record is from RefSeq and is a predicted model, not a curated record. Bases 124 to 495 code for a protein of 123 amino acids. The transcript is spliced from 2 exons.
ACAUUCCCUCCUCCUUCAAACGCCAUUAAUCCUUUCUCUGCCUUAGCUCUGCGACUUCUUUUGCUCCUUCUCCUCCUUCUUCUUCUUUAUCAUUUAUCGUUGUUUAGCGAGUAGUGAUCGGCAAUGCAUUACCAGACGGAAUCGUGGGGGUCUUAUAUGUCGUCAAGGAGCGCAAGCGACCCACUGGAGCGAGUUCAGAGACUCGCCUCUGAGAACGCGGUUGUGAUCUUCAGCAUCAGCAGUUGUUGCAUGUGUCACGCCAUCAAGAGGCUCUUCUGUGGGAUGGGUGUGAACCCUACUGUGUACGAGCUGGACGAGGAUCCGAGAGGGAAGGAGAUGGAGAAAGCCCUCAUGAGGCUUCUCGGUACUUCUUCUGCUGUUCCCGUCGUCUUUAUCGGUGGGAAGCUCGUUGGAGCCAUGGACAGAGUCAUGGCGUCCCAUAUCAAUGGGACUUUGGUCCCGCUCCUCAAGGAGGCCGGAGCUCUCUGGCUCUGAAAGUACAUGAAAAAGGAGGAGGGGAGUGGGUUUGUUUGGUUGAUCUCCUCCAUUUUGGCAUCUGGAUACACUACCAAUGACUUUCUCUUUUCUUUUUGUCUUAGGCUUUUUUUUUUUUUUUUUUUUUUGGUUAUUUCACUUUUUUUGUGGGUACUGGGUUCUUCUUCUUCCUUUUGGUUAUUUUCUAAUGGAUGUUGCAGAAUGCAGAGAGAACUGUAGUCGAUCCCUCCUCUGUAUAGAAAGAAAAGGAAAAGUUGGGGAAAAAAAUAUUUAUAGUUAUCUUUAAUUGGUCU